Phytophthora infestans T30-4 is the source of this 981-nucleotide messenger RNA. Its product is annotated as rRNA methyltransferase, putative. Bases 1 to 981 code for a protein of 326 amino acids. Gene Ontology annotation, molecular function: RNA methyltransferase activity; RNA binding. Gene Ontology annotation, biological process: rRNA methylation. NCBI's taxonomy places the organism in Eukaryota, Oomycota, Peronosporomycetes, Peronosporales, Peronosporaceae. The record is from RefSeq and is a predicted model, not a curated record. The transcript is spliced from 5 exons.
AUGCUGCGGACAUCAACGUUGGUGAGCCGACGCUCGGCGUCUACUCUGCCUCGCUCGCUGUCUGUGUGUUUGUUCUCUACCUCAUUCUCCGACAGUAAAUGGCUGUCUCCCCCACGCUCUCGUAGCGCUAAGCCUCCGCGUUGGGGUCCUCCAAGAGGUCGCGGAGAAGGCCGCGGAGGAGGGCGCUGGCGUGACAAUGAACGCCAGCCGCUCACGCGCACGAACGACGGCAAAGACGUUCCGCAGCUAGCGGGUGAAGGUGUCUACGGCAUUCACAGCGUGUUGCAGGCCCUGGAGAGCGGCCAUCGAGACACCCAUGCGCUGUAUGUGCGGGAAGAGCGUGCACCAAUGGACGGCCAGCGCCCCAAGAAGAAGAGUGCAGCAGAUGUGCGUGCUUUGGAGCGUAUCCAUGACCUGGCGGGGUCUAAAGGCGUAGAGAUCCAUUCGACAAGCAAAUGGAUGCUUAACCACAUCACAGGAGACAAGCCUCAUCAGUCGAAUCGCUCUCCUGUCAUUUUGGUGCUGGACGAGAUUCACGACCCGCAGAACUUUGGCGCAAUUCUCCGUUCUGCGCACUUCUUGGGCUGCUCAGCAGUCGUUGUAAGUGAUCGGAACACGGCUCCAUUGUCUCCUGCUGUCUCGCGAGCUUCCGUCGGUGCACUGGAAGUCAUGGUCGCCAACGAUAAAUUGAUGAAAGCGAGGAAUCUGCACGAGAUGCUUGCAGUCAGCGGUGACUUCGGCUGGCGUGUCGUUGGCGCAAGCAGUGGACCCAACUCCGUCACGUCCACGAAACUCUCAGAUGGUCAACCCACGAUCCUUGUCAUGGGCAAUGAACAUCGCGGUCUUCGUAAACAUAUUCGUCAGUGCUGCCAAGACGUCGUCAUCAUCCCAGGUCAAGCUACGGACGAAGACACUCGCGUGGAUUCGCUCAACGUCAGCGUCGCGUCCGCGAUUCUGCUCUACGAACUCUUACACCACUAG